AUGACAAAUGAAGGAAGUAAUCAUGGGGUUGUUGCACUGAUCCAAGGAGAGAUGGAGGAUGAGGUAGACGCUAACGUGGAGAUGCUUGGGACGUCUGUCGUCGCCGAUCGCGCGUCCAUGGUGCUAUCUGAUGUGGGGGCGGCUAUGGUAGAGGAACAAGUUGUUAUGGAUCAUGAUGGGCAAGUAGCCCUUUGCAAUGGGCAAGCAACUCAUGUGCUGGGCGAGCAAGGUGGGACGAAGGAAAGAACGAGGCGUUGGACAGGACAGCCAUCUAGGCACUACACUGAGCGGUCUCGGAGUGCACAAUUCCGUGUGAUGGGGCAAAGGUGUGGGCAGAGGAAGGUUCUGGCAUCUGGUGUGCUGGGCAGCCCAUUAGGCGAAGGAAAAGAGAGGGAGGAGGAGCCCCUGGGCGCUGCUUCCAUGCGCAGGACAGCUAGGCGUGUUGUUCAGGCGUUGGGCAACCAUGGGGAUUCCUUAGGCAAGCCUGAGGUUGCCUUAG
This is a messenger RNA of Ilex paraguariensis (yerba mate), 499 nucleotides long. The record is from the annotation of a GenBank genome assembly. Lineage: Eukaryota; Viridiplantae; Streptophyta; Magnoliopsida; Aquifoliales; Aquifoliaceae.